Molecule: messenger RNA, 7744 nt
Organism: Lethenteron reissneri (Far Eastern brook lamprey)
Lineage: Eukaryota; Metazoa; Chordata; Hyperoartia; Petromyzontiformes; Petromyzontidae
Product: 2-oxoglutarate dehydrogenase complex component E1-like
Biological process (GO): tricarboxylic acid cycle
Cellular component (GO): oxoglutarate dehydrogenase complex; mitochondrion
Molecular function (GO): thiamine pyrophosphate binding; oxoglutarate dehydrogenase (succinyl-transferring) activity
Source: RefSeq, a predicted model, not a curated record
UCACGCAGGUGGGCCAAGCCACCUGGGCGCUAUGCGACCGCUAGUUCACGGGGCUCGGUGCGACGCGAAUUUAUUUUAUUUUUGUGUCUUCUCAAAAAAAGAAUCCAGCACCCCCCCCCCUCUGCCCCUUCACAGGGUUCCUCAACUUUUCUUAAAGUAAAUUAAAGUCGCGUCAAGUGAGGGUGGGGUGGGUCGUGUACGGGUGAAAGCAAGCGACAUGAUGCUGACACUAACUCGGGUGGGUGCCGCCUGCCGCACCCGUCUGGCUGCUGCCCCCAGGGCGCUGGGGGUUGCCCAGGGACCGCCGCUGGCCAUGAGCGUGCGUUCUUUGCAGGUGGAGAAUGGCUACGUGCAAGCCAUGUACCAGGAGUGGAUGCAAGACCCGAGCAGUGUACACCAGUCGUGGGAUAAUUACUUUAGAAGCACGAACCUCGGGAGCCCCUCGCUUCUGAGCAGCGUGCAGACGAGCCCAGUGAACGAGAAGACCGUGUCCGACCACAUGAACGUGCACAAACUCAUACGCGCGUAUCAGGUGCGAGGACACCUAAUCGCCAAGCUGGAUCCCCUGCAAUUGCAGAACCAGGACCACAUUGUGGAAAAGGAUCUCAUCUAUGACAUGAGCAGCCUGGCCAGUUACGGGUUCCUGGAGUCCGACCUGGACCAGACGUUGAAGCUGCCGAACACGACCUUCAUCGGCGGGGACCGCUCUGAUCUGACCCUGCGAGACAUCCUACAGCGUUUGAAGGAUGUUUACUGUGGCUCUAUUGGGGUCGAGUUCAUGUUCAUCAAUGACCGGGAGCAGUGCCAGUGGAUCCGGCAGCGCUUUGAGAUGCCCGGUGCCGGAACGCUCACCCCGGCCGAAAAGAAGCAGCUUCUCAUCCGCUUGCUGCGAGCCACCCGCUUCGAGGAAUUCCUGGCAAAGAAGUGGUCGUCGGAGAAGCGCUUCGGCGUCGAAGGCUGCGAGAUGCUCGUGCCGGCGCUCAGGACCAUCGUGGAUUGCUCCAGCGUCAUGGGCGUCGAUGCCAUCACGCUCGGCAUGCCUCACCGGGGCCGACUCAAUGUCCUGGUCAAUGUGAUCCGCAAGGGCCUGGAUGAGGUCUUCUGUCAUUUCGACUCGAAGCUUGAACCGCAGGAGGAGGGCUCGGGCGAUGUCAAGUACCACCUGGGCAUGUCGCAUCAGCACAUCAACCGGCUGUCGGGCCGCAAGCUGAAGCUGUCGCUCGUCGCCAACCCCUCGCACCUGGAGGCCGUGGGGCCCGUGGUGCAGGGCAAGACGCGCGCCGAGCAGUUUUACCGCGGCGACACCGAGGGCAAGCAGGUGAUGUCUGUGCUCAUCCACGGGGACGCUGCAUUCGCGGGGCAGGGAGUCGUCUACGAGACGUUUCAUCUGAGCGACCUGCCGGCGUACACCACCCACGGCACCAUACACCUGGUCGUUAACAACCAGAUCGGCUUCACGACGGACCCGCGUUCAUCGCGCUCGUCCCCGUACUGCACGGACGUGGCGCGCGUCGUCAAUGCGCCCAUCUUCCACGUGAACGCCGACGACCCCGAGGCCGUGACGCACGUGUGUCGCGUGGCGACCGAGUGGAGGAACACAUUCCACAAGGACGUCGUCAUCGACCUGGUUGGCUACCGCCGGAAUGGCCACAAUGAAGUUGACGAGCCCAUGUUCACGCAGCCGUUCAUGUACAAGCGGGUCGCACGGCAGGUGCCUGUGCUCAAGCAAUACUCUGAUGCCCUCAUCAAGGAAGGGGUCAUCACGGGCCAGGAGUACAAGACAGCCGUGUCCAAAUUCGACCAGAUAUGUGAAGAUGCCUACGCCAGUUCCAAGGAUGAGAAAUUGCAACGGACAAGCCAGUGGAUCGACUCUCCCUGGCACGGGUUUUUCGGGCCGGAUGGUCGACCGCAGAGCAUGUGGACCCCGCCGUCGGGCGUCCCCGAGGAAAUCCUCGCUCACAUAGGCAACGCUGCGAGUUCCGUGCCGGCUGCGGACUUCAACAUCCACCCAGGCCUAAUGCGCGUGCUGCGUUCCCGCGCCGAGAUGGUGAAGAACCGCACGGCCGACUGGGCGCUCGCCGAGUACAUGGCGUUCGGCUCGCUGCUCAAGGAGGGCGUUCACGUGCGUCUGAGUGGCCAGGAUGUGGAGAGGGGAACCUUCAGCCAUCGGCACCAUGUGCUGCAUGAUCAAAACGUGGACAAGAAGACUCUGGUACCCAUGAAAAAUCUGUGGCCAUCGCAAGCUCCCUACACUGUGUGCAACAGCUCCCUGUCCGAGUACGGGGUCCUAGGUUUUGAGCUGGGCUUCGCCAUGUCCAGCCCCCACGCGCUUGUGUGCUGGGAGGCACAGUUCGGUGACUUCAACAACAUGGCGCAGUGCAUCAUCGACCAGUUCAUCUCCUCGGGCCAGGCCAAGUGGCUGCGGCAGAAUGGGAUUGUCCUGCUACUACCCCAUGGCAUGGAGGGAAUGGGUCCAGAGCACUCCUCUGCACGGCUGGAGCGGUUCCUCCAGAUGUGCACCGACGACCCAGAUGUCUUUCCGAAAAUUGGUGAGCACUUUGAGGUGCGUCAGAUCUUCGAGUCGAACUGGACGGUGGCGAACUGCUCGACGCCUGCCAACUACUUCCACAUCCUCAGGAGGCAGAUCCUCCUUCCCUUCCGCAAGCCGCUCAUUCUGGCCACGCCCAAGUCACUCCUGCGGCUGCCCGAGGCGCGUUCCAGUUUCGCCGACAUGAUGCCUGGGACGUCGUUCCGGCGCGUGAUCCCGGAGGAGGGCCCCGCGGCCAAGGACCCUGGAGCGGUGCGGCGACUCAUCUUCUGCUGCGGCAAGGUUUACUACGACCUGGCGCGCGAGCGAGACGCGCGGGGCAUGCAGGGCCUCGUGGCGAUCUGCCGCCUGGAGCAGCUGUCUCCAUUCCCACAUGACCUGGUGCGCGACGAGGCACUUCGCUACCCGGCGGCCGAACUCGUUUGGUGCCAGGAGGAACACAAGAAUCAGGGCUUCUUUGCGCACGUGCACCCACGUGUACGCACGGCCAUCUCCCAGUCACGCCCACUCUGGUACGUGGGCCGUGACGCAGCAUCUGCCCCGGCCACAGGGAACAAGUACUUGCACAACAUGGAGUCGGAGCGCUUCUUGACAAAGGCGUUCCACCUGGACGCCUUCAAGGGCAUCUAGGAUGCGACUCUACGCCCUUUGCGCAUACACGCACACAUGUACACGUGUCCGUGUGUGUGAGCAACGAUGCAAUGUAGCUGUGCUUAGAGAAGCCUAUUGAGAAGCUUUGUAGAAGAGCUUCCGAGGGGGGAGACCCGUAGAAGAACCUCAUUAAGAAGCAUCAUUUUAACGGGUGUCAAAUGACAUUUUUACAGGUCCUGUGAGAGAAGAAGCCUCAUUUAGACUGUGUAUGUGUCGCUUAGAGGAGCCAUAGUACAGAGAUGCGUCGAUGAGCCUCGUUGACAUCUCUUGUAAGAACCUCGUGGGAUCGUAGCCUUUCGAGAAACCCUCUAAUUGCCUCGUAUACAGAAGGCUCUUAGAGAACAUGAGAAGAGCGUUAUAGGUGGGCAUUAGUCACCAUGGUGAGUGCGUGCGUGCGUAGGUACUUUGUUGUGACCCUACUAUUAGUUUGAUUAACUCGGUCGCUUAUUGGGCAAAUGUGGCAAUUGGGAUAUGUACCCAGUACAGGUCCCGUGAGGGUCAACUCAAGCUGAAUGUACUUGCGUGAGCAGAUCACCAUCUGAAUGUAGUGUGCAGUGAAAACUUCAGACGGGUAAAUCUACAACAAUAGUAACUUCUAUUGAAUUUGGGAUCACAAAAUCCCGUGAAUAGUAUUUUUGCAUAGUGUUCAAACUCGACACUAAUUUUACUCGUUGUUUAGGCUUUAUUGAAAGUGACAUAGCUCACCGCACAUUCUUUCUGUGAUGCACAAUAUUUUACUGGCGGACCUCGAACUGAAGACCUCUGGGAGUUUACAUGGGAAAAAAAAUUAGUUCCUUGCUUGCCUGAGAAGGAAGACGCUUUGACUUGGAAUGUUUAUUUGAACAGUGCAAUGGAAAUUCAGUAUGGUAGAUGUGAUGAGUAAUAUGUUUAAAAUAGUGUGCAUUCCUUUAAUUGCUGCCUUUAUUCGCUAACUCGCUAACCCUACGCUUAGAAUGAACAGCGUUGGCUCGUGCAAUGCGUGUAGUAACCCUGACAGCCAUCUUUUGCUCUAAGACUAACCCAAGCUUUGAUUGUAACAUAAACCAUAGCUCUAAUGCACAAUAAUCUUUAUUAAUUUAUUAUACUAUUGUAAAUUAAUAUUAAGUGACAUUUUUGAAUGUCAAAGUGUGCUUAAGAUAUAGUAGUUUUAGCUUCAAUACUAAACCUUGUCUUUACAAAAACACAUUUAUUCAAUAUCUAAAUGACAUUCUUAAAUGCUAACCAGAAACAAGGAGACGAGCAAAUACAUACAGACAAGGGGACACGGCCACACGGAGACACAAGUGGUUACCUCUGUCUAUACCCUGUCUUCUGGCGAAAUGCUACAUAGAGUUUGUGGCGUUGCCAGAGGUUGAUCGAGGAGUCUGUGUGUGUCUUCUCGGCCACAGCUGUGCGAGAAGUGGAGCCCUCUAAAGGAACAUCUGCACCGGUUUGAAACAUUCAGGCUAAUCCUGUCCACGAUCUAUCCUGGGUUUAACCAUACUGGAUUGUGCGAGGACCUCAGAUCCUUGAAAGAUUUGGACUGUCCCAUCAGGUGAGCUCUAGCAUGCGAGGCUGCUUUGGCUGGGUCAUGUAAUCCACAUGCCCACCCACCGCAUGUCCAAGCAGCUUCUGUUUGGCUGGACAGAUAGGGCUAAAUGGGCGCGGAACGGACUAGAAAGGCGAUGGAGUGAUGUGAUACAGAAUGAUGUGGAGCUGAAUGAACUUGCCGAUGACUGGUACCAGUAGUGUCAAGAUUGGCCUCUGAGGAGGAGGUUCGUUAAGGACACUGCUGGGGAAUUGGAAGCAGUCACCCUCCAGAAAGAACAAAGGGUAGAGGAGCGACGCUCACGAGCAGUACUUCGUGGAUAAAAUACAAGCAGUUGGCAGUGGGGAAGCACGGUGCAUCUGCCAGUCAUCUCAGUCGGUCAACCCAUGGCACCUGGGUCUAUUUUGUGACCUGCCAGCGGGCCUUCGACACUUCACGUGGAACGUGGUGACGUUACCGCCACUUAGUGUGGUGAACAGCGGUUGUGUAUGUGUUGUUGAGAGGGGAGCAGCCAUUGUUAGCCUGUACAGAUUCUUUACAAGUUAUUUCUCAUGUGCGCCAUAACCAUAAUUACAUCACCAUCAUAAGAUCAUCUCAUGCAUCAUCACCAUCAUACUCUUUGAUUGCUUGUGUUGCGAUCGAAACGUCGUGAUUUAAUUUAUUUUAUUUUAUACCUACGUGACUUUACCGAAAGAACCAAAGAGUAUGGAUCCGUGCAGUCACGAAAACUUCAAAUCUAGGUUGACAUCACCAUCAUAACAAGGGUUGCCACCUCAUGCACAGACUUUUCUCAAUCAGCCCAGGUCAAAAAAGACUGUUCAGUAGAAUACGCUAUUAAAGUUCAACAUACUACCACCAGAUUUCUGCACUCUUCAAUUUCUGCCACCCACAAUUGCCAAUUCGCAGACUUGGUCAACCGCAGACAGACCCUUGUAACAUCAUCAUCCCCAUCAUAGUCAUCAUCUUUUAAUUACUGUAUGUCUCUCAUGUUGGAACAUAUAAAAGUUGUCGCUUGGCUUAAUAUUAUACAUGUAUUUUGAUUGCAAGGUGUUAUGGUUCUCGGGACAACACAGAUGUCGCUAACUUGCAGGUUGUUGAGUCUCACAUUUGGGACAUAUUUGCUUUACAGAAUAUACAAAAAUUAUGCUGUCUUCUAAUAUAUAAAAUAACGUAUUAUAUCCUCAUUAUUUGUGAUAAAUAACUAUCAGGCCUGGUGGCACUGUUGCAAGGUGCCUGACAAAAAUCGGUAAAGCUGAGAGUUUAAAUUCUAGUCAGGGGUGAACAUAGCCCAUCAUUUGUCUGGUAUCCAUAAAUUAGCUACAACUUAGUUGUCAAGAGUAAUUGCCUAAGGAAAGACUGACUCUCUACGUAUGUGAAUGUUGAAAUCACACAUGGGCCACCUGUAUCGCCGAGCACUGCCCCAUGCUAGCUUUCACAGGGAGACACUUUGUUUAUAUUAUCUCUUAACAUGCAAUAUGCGAUGUCAAACAAAUUGGGUGGCUCUGAAGAGCGUGGUCGGUACAGGGAGACAGAGUCCCUGUUAUCGAGCCUUUUCAUGCAGUUGAGACCGCCGUUGUGAUUGCCUGAGCUGGGGAAAUGAAAGCAGGGCAGGAAGGUGAUCGGCCAACUGAAGUAGCAGCUUUGGGAAUCCUCAGGUAGUUGACCAGAACAACUUUACUGGGAGACAUGGUUGUAUAAUAUAAAAAAAUAUUUUUUUGGUUUAUUGAAAGUUGCAAAAAUUGCGUGUUAUAUAUGGAUUAUUUUGACCCGAUUGCACCUCAAUUGUGUUACCAGCAUUGUGAGCAAAUAAAAUAUCUAAAAGCACGCGGCAGGACAGAUGUUGCCACGUUCACAACAUGCCUGGAGAGAUGACUGUAACCAAUUGCAAAGUGUUUUCGAUGGCCUGUUGAGGCACGUUAUAGACUGUGCACAUUAAAGGAGUGAUGGGGAUCAUUCAAUAUCCGUCUGCCGAUUAGGCCGACAGAUCGUGAUUUGCACUGGAAAGAAGUGCAAUUAGAAUGGUAUUUUGUUUACGAUAGGAUUUGUGCAUUCUCCAGUCAACGGGCUGAGACUUUAAAAUGCAAUACAGAACCCAAACCCAGGAUCUGACUGGUGCCGGCCCAUUUUCCUGAGCUACCGAGCUACAUUAAAUAUUUAUGCUGGUAAUAGAAUUUUUAAAUCCUAUGAGAGCUGACUCAACCAAUCAUUCCACUGUGGUCUGUACAUUAGGUACUAGAGAUGUUUUCCAGAGUUUAGGAUUAGUCCCAAAAAUCAAGCCUCGUGAAAUAUUGCUCAAUUUUUUUAAUUGUAUCCUAAAACUUGUGUUUUUCUCGCCAAAAGAGGGCAUUACUAGUCUCACAAAGAUUUAUACAAAAUGAAAAUGAUCUGAAAAUAUACUCGAAUUUUGUGGAAAGUCAAUCUCAUACAAAGUGCUGGAACAUAUAAGACCUUGCACAGUUAUUAAUGGUCCAGUUCUGAUUAUAUAUAUUAAACGGAUAGCAGUAACAGUGUGCACAGAGCUGUGGUACUAGACAAUUUAUACAAUUGUUCUUCUGAAGUAGAAAAAAAAAUGUCUUCGCAGUAUUUCUACUUUACAGAAAUCUUAUGUGAAGGUGACAUUGCAUAUUCUUGGUCGUAAAUUUAACCUGUUUGGAAUUUAGAUUUAAAGCUUAGUAAAGAGACAAUGUGUUGAGCAUCACCUUUAAUCAACGACAUAGAAAUUCUGCGAUUUGAUCAUGCAUUUCACUUUUCACUUUGAAAAACUACCUUUAUUCGGUUAGUUUUGCAAGGUAGUGAUCAUGGUUUUAUUUGGAAAUAUAUGACAUUUAUAUUGAGCUAUUUCUGUGGGUAUUUUAAGAAGUUAAACAAGCUAUGAUUACUUUGCCAAAGUAUGUUGGGCAACAUUGUUUUAAAUUUAAAUGUAUAACCUCAUAAUCAUGGUGACAUCUUCUAAUCGCUUGAAAAUUCUGUGACGUUUUGUUUUAAAUACAUUGUUUUAAAUAAACUUAUACAGCCUC